GUCGGAAGUUUGACCUAUUUUCGAAUAUCCGGAUUUUUGAGAUCAUUAUUUUUUUUAAAGAUCGGUGUUUUCUGCACGUCGGCGCAUACUUGUGUAUACAUACUAGGUACAUAUACCACUAGGCCAUCACGAUGGACGGACUUAAAAGCAUCUUGCGGAAACCGACAAUGGACGAGAGUCACACGGAGACGGAGGCUGCGUCCCCCCGCAGAAUCAGCGUUUCGUUUGGAGACGUGCUGGCGCGCGAUGUUGAGGGCGGCGCGGUUGUGCCGUCGUCGACGAGAUCGAGGGUCGAGUGGAUGCAGGAGGUUAAUGCGCGGCGCGGCGCGGAUCUUAUUGAGAAGUUUAGAGAUGCGCAGGGCGCGAGGGCGUGUUGUGUUGGGGUCGGGGAGAGUGCUGGGAGGGAGGUGGUGCUUUAUGCGCUUGCUGAGGGGGAGGGGGAGGAUGAUAGUGGGAGUGAGACGGAGGAUGAGGAUGAGGAUGAGGAUGAGGAUGGAGAUGAGGACGAGGUGAUUGAGGUUGUUUUUGAGCGUGAUAGUGAUGAUGAUGGUGAUGAUGCCGAUGACAACGAUGAUGAUGACGAUGACGAUGACGACGACGAUGAGAAGAGUGAGGAUGAGGAGAAAAAAGACGAGACGAAAGGGGAGAAAGACAGUAUGGAGUACGCCCGAACGUUCCUUCAGUCGGAAAUCGGAAGUCGAUGUCCGAUGGUAUACUAGCUCGGCGUCCCUCUUGAAACCAUCAAUGAAUCAAGACGCCAAUGUGGUCAAGUGUACUUGUUUU
Messenger RNA from Annulohypoxylon maeteangense, 783 nucleotides. RefSeq lists its product as uncharacterized. Bases 132 to 719 code for a protein of 195 amino acids. The transcript has 4 exons. Lineage: Eukaryota; Fungi; Ascomycota; Sordariomycetes; Xylariales; Hypoxylaceae. The record is from RefSeq and is a predicted model, not a curated record.